AUGCGUGUUUUACUUACUAAUGAUGAUGGUCCGCUGAAUGACGAAUUUUCCCCAUAUGUGAGGCCGUUUGUUCAGCAUAUUAGGAAGAACUACCCUGACUGGGAAUUAACUAUUUGUAUUCCUCAUACUCAAAGGUCGUGGAUCGGUAAGGCACAUUUUGCUGGUAAAUCGCUUACUGCUCAAUUUUUGUAUUCCAAACCUGAUGCUGACGAUAAUUCUUAUUUAGGUCCUUUCAUUCGUCCUCAAUUGAAUCGUAUUGAUUCUAAACUUCCUCGUGAUACGAGGAAUUCUGAAAUUUCAAAUGAUGAUAUCGAAUGGAUCCUUAUUGAUGGUACACCUGCUUCCUGUGUAAACAUUGGUCUUCAUCAUCUAAAUUCGGAACCUUUUGAUUUGGUUAUUUCAGGUCCUAAUGUAGGUAGAAAUACUUCAUCCGCAUACAUUUCAUCGAGCGGUACUGUAGGGGCUGCAAUGGAAGCUGUAAUUUCAGGUAGUACGAAGGCAGUUGCACUGUCAUUUGCCUAUUUUAACGGUGAAAAAAAUGUGGAUUCGUCAGUGGUAGAUUUAGCGGCACAGAAAUCGAUGGAAGUUAUUAACCACCUUUAUCACAAUUGGAAUGAUGGGACCGAUUUGUAUACCAUCAAUGUACCCUUGUCAACAUCUUUAAAACCGGAUACAAGGAUUAUGUGGACAUCAAUUUGGGAGAAUAGAUGGAGGGCAAUUUUUGAAGGUCCAGAUGUAGCUCAAUUGACUAACGGGUCUGAAAUUGAAGACGGAGUGGAAGGUCACUUGAUUACUUUCAAAUGGCAACCAAUUUUCAAAAAUCAUAAGGAUUCACAAUAUUUAGCCAAGACUACAGAUAAAGAUGUCAUUGAAGCAAAGAUGAUUAGCGUGACUCCAUUAAGGGCAACUUUCAAAAAAGUAGAAGGGUUGGUUGGUGAGUUAUCUUUAAACGUUAAACCCAAUUCUAAUUUUUUUCUAAUAACUGUGAAUAAACAGGAUUAUCUUUAUGAACCAUUGGUUAGAGCUGUUCGGAAAUAUUUGCCUCAGCUCGAAGUUGUUUCCGAAUUGCCUAAAGAACCAAAAUCCGUUUUCCAUUAUGGGGAAUACGAACAGUUAGAUAUUGAUAAACUGGCUACGGAACCAACGAAUUAUUUUGCUAAUUCUUACAUUUACAGAAAGGGUUUGAUAAGAAAACAUUUCUUAUCUCAUACUAUACAUUCGUAUGUGGUUAAAAAUCCAGAUUCUAUUUUAUCCAAGGCAGCUCUAGAGACUUUCCCCUUGGAACUGGAUUAUGCAGAAUUCUUGGACGAUGCUUUAGACGAAAAUUGGGAAUUGAGACAGGAAUUAGAGAAAAAUGAUAGAUGGUGGAUUGUGAAACCUGGUAUGAGUGAUAAGGGUCAAGGUAUUAGAGUCUUUAGAACUAUCGAAGAUCUCCAAGCAGUGUUUGAUUCUUUCGAUGAAGAUGGUACUGAUGAUGAAGGUGAAUAUUUUGAUGAUAAUAAGAUUGUCAUUUCUCAACUUCGCCAUUUCAUUGUACAGGAAUAUUUGGAUAAUCCCCUGUUACUACCUUCUAUGGGCAAUAAAAAAUUCCAUAUUAGAUGUUACAUAUCUUGCCGCGGAGCUCUGGAGGUUUAUGUCUACAACAGAAUGUUAGCUUUAUUUGCCCCCACUGCAUUUACACCAUUGAAGAGCGAUAAUUUUUCACCUACAGAUAUUCUAGAUUUAGAAUGCCAUUUGACAAACACUUGUUUGCAAACUAAAAAUGAACAAAAGGAUAUCUCCGUUGCAGAAUUUGAUACUAUACCGGAUUUGACAGAAGAGAAUAAAUCUAAAAUCAAGACCCAAAUCCAUCAAAUUGCUCAUGAUAUAUUUUUGGGAGCACUCAAAGUAAAUGCUGUUAAUUUCCAACCUUUGCCCAAUGCCUUUGAAACCUAUGGUGUCGAUUUCUUGGUGGAUUUCGAUUUUAAUGUUAAACUACUUGAGAUUAAUGCCUACCCUGACUUCAAACAGACCGGUGAAGAACUUAAAGGGCUCAUCGAUGAAUUAUUCGAUCAUACUGUUCAUCAUCUCAUCGUUCCUUUUUUCGAUGAGGGCAGAUCUACAACAAGUUCUGAAAAUUUCGUCAAAGUUUUAGAAUAUACUGCAAACAAUUGGUAG
Molecule: messenger RNA, 2157 nt
Organism: Zygosaccharomyces rouxii
Lineage: Eukaryota; Fungi; Ascomycota; Saccharomycetes; Saccharomycetales; Saccharomycetaceae
Gene: PBY1
Product: putative tubulin tyrosine ligase
Exons: 1
Coding region: 1-2157 (718 amino acids)
Biological process (GO): protein modification process
Cellular component (GO): P-body
Molecular function (GO): hydrolase activity
Source: RefSeq, a predicted model, not a curated record